AUGGACGAUGUAGUCAACUGGGCGCGGAAGAAUUCCAUUUGGCCCCUAACUUUCGGCCUUGCCUGCUGUGCUAUUGAGAUGAUGCACAUGGCAGCACCUCGUUAUGACAUGGAUCGAUUCGGCGUCGUCUUUCGUGCCAGUCCUCGGCAAGCUGACUUAAUGAUUGUCGCCGGCACUCUCACGAACAAGAUGGCUCCUGCCUUACGCCGAAUAUGGGACCAAAUGCCUGAUCCCAAAUGGGCCAUCUCCAUGGGGUCCUGUGCGAACGGAGGUGGAUACUACCACUAUAGCUAUAGUGUCGUUAGGGGCUGUGAUCGGAUAAUUCCUGUGGACAUAUAUGUUCCAGGCUGUCCACCAACUGCCGAAGCCCUCCUCUACGCAAUCUUGCAGUUGCAGAAGAAGAUCAAGUACAUGAGGACCCAGCAAUUUUGGUAUAGGAAGUAG
Messenger RNA from Dibothriocephalus latus, 444 nucleotides. Lineage: Eukaryota; Metazoa; Platyhelminthes; Cestoda; Diphyllobothriidea; Diphyllobothriidae. The record is from the annotation of a GenBank genome assembly.